GGGAGACGUGCAGGUUGUCAGAAAUCCUCUUCAAUCCGGAGAGGCGUCGAUCAAUGAUGUCGACCCCUAUGGCCUCGGUCUUCUUUACUACGCUUCAAUCUGGUGCUGGAGGGGUGCUGGACGCGAGGCAGCUCUGAACAUGUGCCGUUUCCUCGUUCAGAGCGGUGUGAAUCAAGAUUGGGUGGAUGAUAUUGGCAGCACGCCAAAGGAAAAUAUGAUCGCCGGUACCCUAGUGACCUUGGCCCCGGGGACACGAUGGCCCUCGUGAGCUUAAAGAUUCGGAAUUCGUGCGCAUUGCCCAGUCGUUCAGUCGGUCUCUAGCCCGUCUCGCCGAUAACUUUGUGGAAGAUCGGGAACUUCCUGUUGUCCACCAAGUGUUGCUUGGUAUCGAACGCAACAUGGGUUCACUAGAAGACUAUUUGGCCGGUUUUGGGCAAGCUCCGCUGUCGCCGGAGAUCAUCAACGCCCAAGACGCGUGCGGACAGACGGCACUUGCGUGGGCUGUGGAAUACGGAUGGCCCGAAGCCACCGAGGUACUCCUAAAUUACGGGGCAAGCGCCUGUCGACCAGGGCAGUCCCUUCGGGGGGAGAUGCCUCUGUUGAAUCUAGCCAUCGUCUGUCCUGUUCUAAACGGCUCAGACAGGGACUUGGUAGAUGUCGUUAAGUUGCUCCUUGAGGUAGGGGCGAAGCCAAACAGUGUGGACCACGAAGGUUGGACGGCAUUACAUGUCGCCGCAUCCUGGAACAACGCCGCGGUCAUCAAAGAGCUCGUGCGAUUUGCGGGUGAUGCCUUAACCUGGGAUGCCUUGACAGAAGACGGUCAGACCGCACAGGCAUUGUCGUUAGGUGCUGAGUUUGACAAACAAGUACAGGAUCUUUUCCGAAAUCAGGGGGCUUCCCACGUGGAGGUUGGUUUCAGUGUUUCCGAGUCGGACGAAAUUCUUGACAGCGUCGACGUACAAUGUUGAUGGCGCUUGGGAAUCAAGAACUGAGGGGUUGGUUCUUACAUGGGCCGAUUGUAUCCUGACACCACAACGGUGCAGAUAGCACAGAAUAGGUUGUUGCGGAAACUGAAACUCCUGACCUCUCUCAUCGCUCGUUCACCUGCUAGAUGUCAAU
Messenger RNA from Exophiala oligosperma, 1119 nucleotides. RefSeq lists its product as uncharacterized. The coding region runs from base 399 to 968 and encodes 189 amino acids. The record is from RefSeq and is a predicted model, not a curated record. The transcript is spliced from 3 exons. Gene Ontology annotation, molecular function: protein binding. Lineage: Eukaryota; Fungi; Ascomycota; Eurotiomycetes; Chaetothyriales; Herpotrichiellaceae.